Molecule: messenger RNA, 4393 nt
Organism: Procambarus clarkii (red swamp crayfish)
Lineage: Eukaryota; Metazoa; Arthropoda; Malacostraca; Decapoda; Cambaridae
Product: GDNF-inducible zinc finger protein 1
Biological process (GO): regulation of transcription by RNA polymerase II
Cellular component (GO): chromosome
Molecular function (GO): chromatin insulator sequence binding
Source: RefSeq, a predicted model, not a curated record
GGCAAGUUAAGGCCAGGCCUGGAGCCGCCUGGCGGCGGUAACGCGUCGGUCAACAACGACCCACCGACCACUACACCUAAUUGACAGAUGUAUGGUCCUCAAGCUGAAGGAUCACACUUGUCAAGACUCUGGCACCAACAUUGACCUAUUUUCAGUAGUCAGAAUAAAAACAAAUGCUGUAUACAGUAUCUCCAGACUACUUCAAAAUGCCAAGAAUAUAUGCCAAACAUACUAUGCUACCUUUCAUAUAAAUAUCAGACCUUAAAGGUCAGUGUUAUUUCAAGGAAUGAGCCACAGAACAUGGGGUGUCUGGUUACUGGUGUCUAGAUGCAAGGGAAUGGAUGAAAAAAAAUAUGAAAAUACUAGAGUACUGACAUCCUGUUAUCUCCAGUAAUAUCAGGACUCGAUGCUCGGUGAUUCCCAGAAAAUUAGUCACUGAUCAUUUGGGUACCUGGUGAAAAUGUCCAACACGACUGAGAUGCCAGUGUCCAGACACCCACAGAGCUUGUCAUCCAGGAACUAGAAAAGCUAGCUUCCUUUACUAAGGUGAGGCAGCAUUGUGAGUAAGCUCAGGAAGCCACCGAGGGGUUCAUUUCAGAAAUCAAGUGUUAAUGUCAAGAAAUAUAAUUUCUAGUGGAUCUCCUACCCCAGCCUAUCCCACCUUUCCCAUGGAAUCCAUGGGAUUGGCAUGGGUACCUUGAGAGUUGGCUGGAAUCUUUGGCAACCCAAGCUGCCAUUUGGCAGUGAGCAGGUUGUUUAGUUCUUGGUAUGAAUUAAGUAUGUCUGUGUUCAUAGCAGGGGAAGAAGCAGACAACCCCCAACAGACACGAUGCCGUAAGAAGUACGAGACAAAGUACAGUGUUAAAUAUGAAAGCGAAUAUGAAUGGGUUGGGCCAUCAUCAAAGGGCGAGACGUAUGCUCUGUGCCGCUGGUGCAUGGUAGACAUCUGCAUUAAGUCAGUUGGUGGUAAAGGCCUUCGUGAUCAUGAGAUUACUGGACGCCAUAAACAGAAGGCUAAUGAUCGUCCACUUCCACCACCUCCUCCUCAGCUUAAUAAUGCUGUAUAUCCUGUGUUGGAGGUUGAGGCAGGCGUUGAACAACAUGGAGGAGAACUCCUUGGCUCACCCCGUCCUGCAACACCACAGACUCCAAACACUCCUCUAAGCACUCACAGGGAUGACUUGCCCCAUCCUCAAACACCAUUACUUGACUUUGGAACUCAGCUUCCAACGACCACUUCACAGUCAUCAGCUUCCAAGUCGACUGGGCCUCCUGCCCGUACUGCCAUAGUUCAGCCAAAGGUUGGAGAGUCGUUGGUUAUUGAAUAUGAUGACCCUAAUAAAUGUAACACAACGUUGCCACCAGCAUCAAAAUCAACAAAUGGACCAACUGUAUCAAUAAAGAGAGAAACAGAAGAGAAUGUAACUGUGACCACAGAUGACCUGACAUGUAAUGUGUGCGGCCAAGAGUAUGCACAGUGGACACAACUCAAAAAGCACCUUGUGGAUCAUAUUCUUAUGGCACAAAAUUCUGCCGAUCCUAAAACUAAGGUGAAUACACGAGGGAGAGGUAGAACCCCAAGCAGCAAGAAUUCUGGUCGACCACCUCGAGCAGUCAAGGCCAUGGCACUGAACCAACAAAAACCUGUGGCUGACCCAGACGAAUCAUCAAAAACAAAGCGACGUGGACGGCCUCCUGGUAGCCGCAACAAAAGUCGUACCACUUCAUCAAACCCACAGGUAAAUCAUCCAUUACCAAGAAGAACUGUCCGUCAACGCACAGUACAAAGGGUCAGCACAGUCCAGGAGGAUGCUGUAGAUGAUCCUCUCUGUGUAGAAUCUGAUGCUUGUGAGAUGACUGUCAAUGAUAGUCAUAUAACAGUUAAGGAACAUAAAGAAGAAGAAGAAUUAGAAGAGGAAGAGGCAAGUGAAGAAGAAGCAAAUGACAUCCCUGGUUGUGAAGAUGAAGCAGAUGGGUCUGGAAAGAGGAAACCUGGUCCACUUCAGUGUCGUGUUUGUCGUGUUGUGUUCUACAAUAGAGGUGAAUUGAGAGAGCAUCAGCGAUCAGAGCAUAAUAAUGGGCGGCCAUACCAAUGCAGCCACUGCCAAAAAUUCUUCACAACCAAAAAUCACAUGGAGGUUCAUGUACGGCAUAAGCACACUUCGGGGCCAAAUCCUUGUCAGUGUGCAAUGUGUGGCAAGGUCCUCUCUUCCCGAACCAACCUAAGAAUACACAUGCGAAUACAUAAAGGAGAACGUCCAUUUGAAUGUCCUGUGUGUCAUAAAGCAUUUAGUCGAAAAGCCAACAUGGAAAUGCAUCUUGUUUACCACACUGGAGAACGGCGCUUUACCUGUGAAAUUUGUGGUCAGUCAUUUUUUGCAAUCAAUGCUCUCAAAAGGCACACAAAGUUACACACAGGUGAACGGGAUUAUGCUUGUGAGAUCUGUGGAGCUACUUAUGUGACGGGAACUGAUUUGCGGCGUCAUAGAUUGAAACACGAUGAAGUUAAGCCAUUUCCCUGCCAGCUUUGUGAAAAACAGUUUACACGCUCCCAUGACCUUAAAGUACAUGUGAGGUACCACAACAAAGAACUUCGUUAUACCUGUGAUGUCUGCAAUAAGCAGUUUGUGGAAUCUGGUAACUACAAGCGCCAUAUGAGGCGACACACUGGAGAGAGGCCUUACACAUGUGGUAUCUGUCUUCUUACAUUUUCACAGGUUCAUCAUUUGAAAACCCAUUUGCGUACAAACCACAGUGAAGAGGCAAGUGCUAGUGAAGAAAGUUCCCAGGGAGCUACUAGUGGGCGUGGAAGACUGCCACCACACCGUAACCCUAGGAUACCAUGCAGGCACAUUCCAAAACCUCCUCAAAUGCAACAACCACCUAUUCAUCCCAGCCACGGUCACCCUCAUCCUCAUUCCCAUCUGACACCCCACCCUCAUGGAGUCGGAAGUGGUGGCACUGGGGUAGCUGUACACUCUGGUCAGCCAAUAUCUCCUCCCAUGGCUCAUUCUGGCACUGUACCUGGGAGUGUAGCAUCUACACACACCACCCAGAUCCCUGCUUCAGGUGGAGUGAACCAUCCAGCAGCAAUGUCGGGCUUCCUUCAUGGGUACAACUCUCACAUAUACAACCACAGUGUGAUGCCACAUUAUCCUGCACUCUUUGAUAUGUGUCCACCACAGAACUGUGUUAAUCAUCUUCCAACACAUUAAACCAAAUUUGUAUAAUGGUUUGUACAAUUACAAUACUGUAAUUUAUAAUUUUUUAAUAAUUUUUAAAUUAUCCAGGUUAAUACAUCACUUAUUAUUUAUUUUAAUAAUUUUUCCCAAUACAGUAUUACUAACAAUCCUGAAUUAUUUCAUAUGUAGUAUUCUUACUUUUCAUUAAUCAUUAUUUGUAAUAUGGAAAAAUAUGCCUCUAACUUUAGCGACAUCCCAGAUAUUUGAGUGUUCUUUUGGAAAUUGGAUGUGCAAUUUUGUUUGGCUUUGGUUAUGAACACUUUCACUACCUGAUGACGUUGUCGUUGAAAGUACAGGUACAGAAAAGUGAGAAUUAUAUGCUCUUUUAUGCAAAUAUCCCUUUACAGUAUUUUAUUGUUAACAAUUUGAUACCAAAUUGAAUGAUAUAGAACAAAAAUUGAAGUGAGAAAGCUGAAAAUGGUAUAAACAUUGGAAUGGUGAGCUCUCGGGCAAUGUUCAGCCUACCUUGCAGUGCAUGGCGGGUCUAAAGUAUAGGAAAGAGAGACAUAUGUUCUUACAUGCAAAUCUUCCUUUACAUCAUUCCAUUGCAAACAAUUUGAUACCAAAUUGAACGACAUAGCAUGGAAAUUUAGCUCAGAAAAUUGAAAAGAAGAGUAUAACCAUUUUUGUGUGGUUGCGAGCUCUAGGCAUACCUUACAGUGUGCGGCAGGUCUAAAGUAUAAGAAAGCGAGACAUAUGUUUUUAUAUGCACAUAUUCCUUUAGUAGAUUCUAUUGCGAACAAUUUGAUACUAAAUUGAACGAGGUAGUACAAAAAUUGAGGUCAGAAAGCUGUAAAAGAGUUAUAAACAUUUUUGCAUAGUGAUGAGUUCUUGGCCUAACAUGCAGUGCGUGGCGGGUCUAAAGUAUAGAAAACUGAUAUUUAUAAGUUCUUGCCGAUGCAUGGAUACUUGCCAGUUACCGGCUUGGUACCUUCUUUUGAUAAUUACUUACUUACUUGCCAGAGUUACCAUAACAAUCCUAUUACUGUGACCCUAUGAAUUUCUAUAAAAUGUCCUGUAUUUUAAGAUGAAGUAAGUAAGUAAUUAUCAAAAGAAGGCACCAAACCGGGAAGACUAUGUAGCACCAUCAAAUGUGCGGGAUAAUCAGAGUGCGCUAAAUAUCACCAAGGAUGCCAAUACGAGAACAGAAA